Parnassius apollo (apollo) is the source of this 318-nucleotide messenger RNA. The record is from the annotation of a GenBank genome assembly. NCBI's taxonomy places the organism in Eukaryota, Metazoa, Arthropoda, Insecta, Lepidoptera, Papilionidae.
AUGGCAGAGGGAAAACCACCGAAAGUUAUUUGCGUUUACAACAAAAAGCGAAUCGGUUAUAUCGGAGAUAGAGUACUUGUAGCAAUUAAAGGACAGAAGAAAAAGGGUAUUCUUGUGGGCUUGAAGCAGAUUCAAAAUGUCAAAGUGCCCAAAUUUGAUAGCAACAAUGUGGUACUUAUAGACGACAACGGAACACCAUUAGGCACUCGCAUCCAUGUUCCCAUACCUACUAUCCUGCGUACCAUUCUCAAGGAAAGGACUCAUGCUAAAGGAGCUGAUUAUACAAAGUUGCUGUCAAUAGCAACUAAAUUUGUUUAG